Molecule: messenger RNA, 810 nt
Organism: Trichechus manatus latirostris (Florida manatee)
Lineage: Eukaryota; Metazoa; Chordata; Mammalia; Sirenia; Trichechidae
Product: chymotrypsin like elastase 3B
Exons: 8
Coding region: 1-810 (269 amino acids)
Biological process (GO): proteolysis
Molecular function (GO): serine-type endopeptidase activity
Source: RefSeq, a predicted model, not a curated record
AUGCUGCGGCUGCUAAGUUUCCUUCUGUUUGUGGCCCUUGCCUCGGGCUGUGGCAGACCAAUCUACAACCCUUUCGUUCGCGUGGUCAAUGGCGAGGACGCGGUGCCCUACAGCUGGCCCUGGCAGGUCUCCCUGCAGUAUGAGAAGAAUGGGGCCUUCCAUCACACCUGCGGAGGCAGCCUUAUUGACCCGGACUGGGUCAUCACUGCAGGCCACUGCAUCUCGAGAUCCCUGACCUACCGGGUGGUGUUGGGUGAGUAUGACCGAGCUGAGGAGGAAGGCCCCGAGCAGGUGAUCCCCAUCAUCCCAGAAGACAUCUUUGUGCACCCACUCUGGAACUCCAGCUGUGUGGCCUGUGGCAAUGACAUUGCCCUCAUCAAGCUGUCACGCAGCGCCCAGCUAGGAGACACAGUCCAGCCUGCCUGCCUGCCUCCUGCUGGCUACAUCCUGCCCAACGAAGCGCCAUGCUACAUCAGCGGCUGGGGCCGCCUCUAUACUGGUGGACCACUCCCAGACAUGCUGCAGCAGGCCCUGCUGCCUGUGGUGGACUAUGAGCACUGCUCCAGGAGGGACUGGUGGGGCUCGGUCGUGAAGAAGACCAUGGUGUGUGCUGGCGGGGACAUCCUCUCUGGCUGCAAUGGUGACUCCGGAGGGCCCCUCAGCUGCCCUGCCGCAGAUGGCAGCUGGCAGGUCCAUGGUGUGACCAGCUUCGUUUCUUCUUUGGGCUGCAACACCGUCAAGAAGCCCACGGUGUUCACCCGAGUGUCAGCCUUCGAGGACUGGAUCAAGGAGACCAUAGCAAGCCACUAG